Gongylonema pulchrum is the source of this 981-nucleotide messenger RNA. The record is from the annotation of a GenBank genome assembly. Lineage: Eukaryota; Metazoa; Nematoda; Chromadorea; Rhabditida; Gongylonematidae.
AUGGGUUCCGCAGGCACAAUGCAGCAGCGAGAUCGGCGUCUGAUCCAGUCAUCCAUCGUCGCUUUGCCCGGAUGUCGUGAUCGCUUCGGCUCACCAUUGUUAUUUAUAAGUCCUCCGGAGAAUGAUGCACAAUCCGGCACUGAAGGAGUUGCUACUGCUGCUGCUGCUGCUGCUCCGAGCUAUGAGGAACUGGUGUCAGUGAUCAGUUACUUGGCUCAAAUCCCGGAUGAACGUGCGCGUAGACUCGGAUUCACGGUGCUGAUCGAUGGACGCAGAGCUCCUUUGAAGCACGUGCGCAAUGCACUGCGAGCGUGCCAGCAAGCAUUAUAUCGGCAAAUUCGAUUGGUACUCAUCGUUCAGCCGGAAAAAUUCCUCUACCAACAGAAGCUUAAUUUUGAGUUAAUCAAAGAAGCAUAUCAGUUCAAGAGCACACUCAUCUCGAUACAUAAGUUAUCGCGUUUCGUAGACGUCACGCAGUUGCCGGAUAUUUUCGGUGGAACUUUCCAGUACGAGCCAAAUUCCUGGAUACGUCUUAGAGAAAACUUCGUCACGAAAGCAAAUAACUGGAUUCAGAGCCGUAGAAAGCAUGAGAAGUUGGCCGGUGCGACGACUUCGGAUGAAAGCAAUGAUAGCGCUGAUGAACGGAGGGCUUCUGAAUUGAACGAACUUCUGAAAAUGGGCACUGAUGGGGUUGCUACUGCUACUGCUGCUGCUGCUCCGAGCUAUGAGGAACUGGUGUCAGUGAUCAGUUAUUUGGCUCAAAUCCCGGAUGAACGUGCGCGUAGACUCGGAUUCACGGUGCUGAUCGAUGGACGCCGAGCUCCUUUGAAACACGUGCGCAAUGCAUUGCGAGCGUGCCAGCAAGCAUUGUAUCGGCAAAUCCGAUUGGUACUCAUCGUUCAACCGGAGAAAUUUCUUUACCAACAGAAGCUGAAUUUUGAGUUAAUCAAAGAAGCAUAUCAGUUUAAGGUUAUUACUUAA